This is a messenger RNA of Sebastes umbrosus (honeycomb rockfish), 1638 nucleotides long. RefSeq lists its product as uncharacterized. Bases 188 to 1198 code for a protein of 336 amino acids. The transcript is spliced from 10 exons. The record is from RefSeq and is a predicted model, not a curated record. Lineage: Eukaryota; Metazoa; Chordata; Actinopteri; Perciformes; Sebastidae.
GAGAGAGACAGAGAGCUCAAAGCAGAGAGCUCAUAAAGAAGUGAGAGUCGAGGAAGAGGAAGAGGAAGAGGGUUCGUUCAAAAUAGAGAAAGCCAUAAGAACUCAACAGCUUUGCUGAUGAUCACCCUCCAUCUUUAAGAACAGAUUUACAGAGAACGAAAGAGAGAAAAGUAAAUUCAUCAUCACGAUGAAGUCGUGGAGUCGCCUCUGCUUCCUCGUUCUAGUAAUGUCUUCAGUUUCCAGAGGACAAAAUAAGACAACGAAGGAAGCCGUCUCCAGCCCACCGUCCACGUCCACCGCGCCGCCGACCACCGCUUCUCCUCAGAAUAACACAUCAGCGAACGCAACAGAUGGACAUUCAACAGAGUUUACGACUCAAGAAGAAGGAACUCCGAGCACAGACGACUUGGUUAAUAAUACAUCAGAGGAAGUCAACGGCAGCAGCGCAGCGGCUCAGACGACGACGACGACACCCUCGGUCAGCACGAAGCAGAGCGGGGGGGACAUUCGCGUUGACGAUGGCGUGAGGAAGACGACGGCCAGCACCUCAUCAACACUAGCACCACCUGGAGGUUCAAGUCAUCCGUCCUGGGGUUAUGUGGUCCUGGCAUUGAUCUUCAUUGUGAUCAUCGUUCUGUGCGUCAUCCUCUUCUUUCUCAGGAGAGUCUCCAGGACGUACUCGUUUGACCUCCAUCGCCAGGCUCCCGCCAACCAUUUCAACGAACCCACCGGCACAUUUGAACCGGUCUACCUGGACGACCUAGAUCAACCAGCCUCUAAAGACCAAGUGACCACCGACGACCUUUCACCUCCUCCGGUAUCCAACGGCACAACUCUACCGCCGGAGGAACGGGGCUCCAAUGGUGAUAGCGCAGCAGCUACACAGGAACCGCCAGAUGCAACCGGUCAGACACCGCCAGACGCCGCCAGUCCCUCACUGGGCGACGACCCGGGCGACCAGACACCGAGCCCGUUGAGCAGUAGUACCAACCUGUUCUUCGAUGUUAUUGGAGAGGAGCAGCAGAACGAAAACAACAACAACCCGUCGGUUCACUCCAGUGACCCGUUCGUUGACAUAAACCUCGAUGAGCCCGUGUGGUGCAAUCAGCUCCUUACCUCCCCUGAAGAUUCAUCCUCUGUCCUCCCCUUCUCUCCUUUCUCCUUCUCCUCCUCUUCCUCCUCCUCUUCCUCUUCUUAGCACCCAUAACGAUGACCCCAAGAUUUUUGUCUUGUAUUUGCCCAGCCGAUUUGACUGUUAUCAGGCUAUAAAUAGGCGUUAUCAGUCGCUAUAAGCACCAUAGAUGUGGGUCAGUAGGGGUAUAUCAUCUGAUAGGUUAUAUCAUCUAUUCACAUAGUAGAUCACCAAAAGAAGGUCUAAAAGAAUGCGACAGCGUCCGUAGUAAUUAUGACAGGAGCAGAAGCAGAAGUCAGGCGCUGUAGUAUAGACAGUGUGAAACUCCGUAAGUGGUGGAGGCUUUCACCUAGGAGAAACAAACAAUGUAGUUGUGUUUGCAGUUAUUUUAACCAAAAAAAUUAUGUUUUUCCCUAAACUUAAACGAGCGCUUUUUUUUUGCCUAAACCUAAAUAAGUUGUAGUUUUCUUGCCUAAACAUAAAGAAGUUGUAGUUUUCUUACCAAA